This is a messenger RNA of Fusarium poae, 555 nucleotides long. RefSeq lists its product as uncharacterized. NCBI's taxonomy places the organism in Eukaryota, Fungi, Ascomycota, Sordariomycetes, Hypocreales, Nectriaceae. The record is from RefSeq and is a predicted model, not a curated record. The coding region runs from base 1 to 555 and encodes 184 amino acids. The transcript is spliced from 2 exons.
AUGACAUGCCCUUCGUUAUCGCCGCCACCACCCACAUUUUCUCGUCUCGGGUCCCGGUCUAAGGUCAUCGCUAAGCAGUAUGAUACAGCUUUAGCUUUGGCCUCGACUGCCGAUUCAUCUGUUGAUGACCUUUGCAAGAUCAUUUGGGGCAGGCGAAGCUGGAUUGGAAACUAUGGCUGGUUCCUAGCAGAGUUGAGGAAAGACAAUACGUCCAGUGGGGAUAUCUGGUGUUGCCGGUUCUGCGAUGAUAAGGGUGCACCGCGAUUUUUUAAUGCUCAGUCGACAUCAUCGGCAUCAGCUCAUCUUUUCAAGUUCGUGGUACUUCUCAUUUCCGGGCUAUCACCAACGGUUCUUAGAGCUCACGGGAUCACCGAGACCUUUGAAGCGGGUUCAUCUGGUGACUCUUCAGUUAUCAAUCUCCAGAGAAAUGCAUCCAAGAAACGGCCCGCCUCUUCUUCCUUCCUUCUUCCUCGAGCAAAGAUGGCACGGAUUAGAGAGCUCUCUGUUGGUUAUAUCGUUGAUUCUAAUCUCCCCUUUACUACCUUUGAGCAGUGA